AUCAUCUGACGGGCUCAGCCGUCUCCUCUUUACAGAAACAUGAGCUGCCAUUAUUUGUCAUUGAAAGGUGACUGAAUAUUUUCUUCAAUUGAUGCAAUUUUCAGGGCCGGUCAAAAGUAAGUAAAUAAAAUUUCACAGCAUGAAAAGUUUUGCCAAGAGUUCAAACUCUAAAAUUUCAAUUAUCGAUAAAGGAAUUCUUGCGACAGCAAAUAUAUUGACAGCUGCCAAACACCAACCAUUGAAGUCAUACAUGCGAAGAAGAGACUAAGGAAAAACUUUUUAUCAGAGUUGAAAGUUAACGAAUAUUAAACCAUGCGCCCUCUUACAGAGUCCGAGACUCAGACGCUCUUCGCAAAGCUAGCGAAUUACACCGGGCGUUCUCUUAACCAUCUCAUCGCACCUCCCACCACCUCUGGCGACGAGUCCGCAGAUGAUCGAUAUGUUUUCAGGCUCCACGGCUCUAGGGUCUACUACCUCCGACUCUCGGUAGCGAAUCUUGCGACAUCCAUUGCGAGACCCAACCUGCUAUCAAUAGGAACCUGUCUCGGUAAAUUCACAAAGACUGGAAAAUUCAGAUUGCACAUCACAGCACUGGAUGUUAUAGCACCACAUGCCAGACAUAAGCUAUGGAUCAAGCCUAAUGGAGAGAUGCCUUUUCUGUAUGGUGGAAACAUUGUGAAAGCGCACGUUGGCAGAUGGAGCGAAGAUUGCCCGGAGCAUCAGGGAGUAGUUGUUUUGUCAAUGGACGAUACCCCUCUUGUGAGUCUUAUAUACCCAUGUCCCGCAUGCCUGAUAUUUGCUUAAAUCGAGUAUAUAUAACACGGCUUGCUAAUUCAUGGUUUUCAUAUAGGGCUUUGGGGUAACUGCUCGCUCGACUAUGGAGGCUCGGAAGCUAGAUCCAACUGGAAUUGUGGCAUUUAGACAAGGGGAUAUUGGUGAAUACUUGAGAGAGGAGGAUACCCUUUUUACCACAUAACCGACGCUUCGGCUCUUUAUUUGACAGGUACAUAUUGGCACUGGUGUUUUUGCGCUACCGGAGUUCUAUCGUGAUAUACGGCUUGUACUUUUAAAAGUGAUCUAUCUAUUGAAAAUAUUGUCCUGCUAGUCCUUUUAGUUUUAUGGCUCUUUGAGUACUGGCGCCCCCAAGCCGAAACAGUUAAGCCUCAUCCAGCAAUCUGUAUCUUCAAGCAUUUAAUCUCCUUGCAAUCCGAGUUCCCUUACUUUCAUUGAUGGCAUAUACUUCAGGUUUCUACUUUACUUCAUUCUU
Trichophyton rubrum CBS 118892 is the source of this 1267-nucleotide messenger RNA. RefSeq lists its product as uncharacterized. The transcript is spliced from 2 exons. Gene Ontology annotation, cellular component: nucleus; preribosome, large subunit precursor; nucleolus. The coding region runs from base 313 to 804 and encodes 163 amino acids. Gene Ontology annotation, molecular function: RNA binding. The record is from RefSeq and is a predicted model, not a curated record. Lineage: Eukaryota; Fungi; Ascomycota; Eurotiomycetes; Onygenales; Arthrodermataceae. Gene Ontology annotation, biological process: ribosome assembly; ribosomal large subunit biogenesis.